Apus apus (common swift) is the source of this 4040-nucleotide messenger RNA. It is a transcript of the gene DTX4, whose product is annotated as deltex E3 ubiquitin ligase 4. NCBI's taxonomy places the organism in Eukaryota, Metazoa, Chordata, Aves, Apodiformes, Apodidae. Gene Ontology annotation, cellular component: nucleoplasm. The record is from RefSeq and is a predicted model, not a curated record. Bases 167 to 2029 code for a protein of 620 amino acids. Gene Ontology annotation, biological process: Notch signaling pathway; protein ubiquitination. The transcript has 9 exons. Gene Ontology annotation, molecular function: zinc ion binding; ubiquitin protein ligase activity.
GCGCUGAGGGGCGGCCUCGGCUCCGCGCCCGCGCGGCGACCGGCCCCGGGGCGGGGCGGGCAGAGCCCCGCGCUGCGCCGAGCAUGCGAGUGUCGGCGGGGCGGGCUGCAGCGGCCGCGGGGCGUCUGCGGCGGCCGGGCGGGGCCGGGGCCGGGGCAGCGGAGCCAUGCUGCUGGCCUCGGCCGUGGUGGUGUGGGAAUGGCUGAACGAGCACGGGCGGUGGCGGCCCUACAGCCCCGCCGUCAGCCACCACAUCGAGGCGGUGGCCCGCGCCGGGCCGCGGGCGGGCGGCAGCGUGGUGCUGGGCCAGGCCGACAGCCGCCUGGCGCCCUACAUCAUCGACCUGCAGUCCAUGCACCAGUUCCGCCAGGACACCGGCACUAUCCGCCCCGUCCGGCGCAGCUACUACGACCCAUCGUCUGCACCCGGCAAAGGCGUCGUGUGGGAGUGGGAGAAUGACAGCGGGUCCUGGACACCCUAUGACAUGGACGUGGGCAUCACCAUCCAGCGCGCUUACGAGAAGCAGCACCCCUGGGUGGACCUGAGCGCCAUUGGCUUCUGCUACGUCAUUGACUUUGCCACCAUGGGCCAGAUCAACCGACAGACCCAGCGCAAGCGCCGUGUCCGCCGCCGCCUUGACAUGGUCUACCCUCUGGUCUCGGGCACCCUGCCCAAGUCACAGUCCUGGCCGACCAGCCCUGGGGCAGCGGCGGCCCCCCCGGUCCCUGCCUGCGCCUGUCCCCAGUGCCUCCUGGUGAUGAGCGUCAAAGCCACCGUGUCAGCUGCUGGCCCCGGCACCGCCACCCUGCAGCCCCGCAAAGCUGCCCCUGUGCCCCCUGCUGCCCCCAAGGCCCAAGCGCUGGCCCCAGGGCCCAAGGUGCCCGACAGCGCGGGCGCGGCGCGUGGCUCCCUGCAGCCGCUGGCAGCCCCCGGGGUCCGGCGGCAGGCGGCCAGCACGCCGGCCCUGAGCUUGGCCGGCUCCUCCACCAGCCCCCCCGGCGCGGGCAGCGGCAGCAAAGCGUCCCGUCCUGGGCUCGGCACCCUGAGCCGCAGCCACCUGCAGCGCCUGGCCAUCGCCCAGUCCCGGGUGCUCAUUGCCUCUGGGGUCCCCACUGUCCCCGUGAAGAACCUCACUGGCUCCAGCCCUGUCAACCCAGCACUGGCAGGGAUUACGGGGAUCCUAAUGAGUGCGGCUGGGCUGCCCGUCUGCCUGACACGGCCCCCCAAGCUGGUGUUGCACCCCCCACCUGUCAGCAAAAGCGAGAUCCAGUCCAUCCCUGGAAUUUCCCACACCUGUCGCAAGACCACCAAGAAACAAGCCAAGAAGGGUAAAACCCCGGAGGAGGUACUGAAAAAAUACCUGCAGAAGGUGCGGCAUCCACCGGAUGAGGACUGCACCAUCUGCAUGGAGCGCCUCUCGGCACCCUCCGGCUACAAGGGACCCCAGCCAGCUGUCAAGCCCGACCUGGUGGGGAAGCUGAUGAAAUGUGGCCAUGUCUUCCACCUCCACUGCCUGGUCGCCAUGUACAACAAUGGCAACAAGGAUGGGAGCCUGCAGUGCCCCACCUGCAAAACCAUCUAUGGGGUGAAGACGGGGACACAGCCCCCUGGGAAGAUGGAGUAUCACAUCAUCCCUCACGCGCUGCCUGGCCACUCUGACUGCAAAACCAUCCGCAUCAUCUACAACAUCCCCCCGGGUGUGCAGGGACCGGAGCAUCCAAACCCUGGGAAGAGCUUCACUGCCCGUGGCUUCCCCCGGCACUGCUACCUGCCUGACAGUGAGAAGGGCAGAAAGGUACUGAAGUUGCUGCUGGUGGCCUGGGACCGGCGCUUGAUCUUCGCCAUUGGGACCUCCAGCACCACAGGCGAGUCAGACACUGUGAUCUGGAACGAGAUCCACCACAAGACAGAGUUCGGCUCCAACCUUACUGGCCACGGCUACCCUGACAUCAAUUACCUGGACAAUGUCCUGGCCGAGCUCGCGGCCCAGGGCAUCACGGAGGAGAGUCUGGCACAGGAGAAGGACUGAGGCUGUGGCAGGGAGGCAAGAGAAGAGGGGUGCCAGUGCUGCUCCCUCCCCCAGGGAUAAAGCUGCUGGAGAAACCUGGCUGGGGGCUUGGCAGGGGGCACUUGGAGCCCCCCUGCUCCUAGUGGCAUCUACCCAGUGGGAGCAUCCCCCAGGCUGGCUGGGAAUGCGGGAGAAGGUCUUUUUGGCCAGCCAUCCCCUUCUCUCUGGCAGACAGGGAACCACGCCCCCUGCAGAGCCAUAGUGCUUCACGCUGGCCUGGCUGUCCCCUCUGGCUGGUGUCCUGGCCUUGCUGCCACCAUGCCAAGGGUUUGCAGGGUGUCAAGACUUCCCUCCUCCAUCUGCGGGAUGGUCCCAGCCUAGUCUGAUGCCCCUGACACCCACCUGAGGCUGUCACCUGGCCUGGGGUGGGAGUGAAGGCCAUGGGAGUCUCCCUGAUUCUGCCUCAUUCCUCAGCCAUCUGUUCAUUCGUUUGUCCUGUCCAGUAACUCCCCACUGGUCUCCUGUGUCCAUGGAGGUGGAGGGGGCCUCGAUCUGUCUCCAGUGGCUCCCCAGCCCUGUGUCCCCUUCUCUGGCUGUGUCUGAGCUGUGCCCUGCAGGGUCCCCUUGUCUGAGCUGUCCUCCCUGUCAGGGCAGGGGAGAAGGGGCUGGAAGGGGUGUGUUUCCUGGCCUGUCUCCCACCCCCUGUGUAGUGGGUUCCUUGAACUGUUUGUAUGGGGGUGUCCCCAUGUUGAAUUUUUAUAUACCUCGUGUUUUGGGGUUUUGUCGUAUAUAUGUACAUAUAGGUAGUGGUGUUUUGCGAGGUGGCCUGGGAGAGUGUGAUGCUGUGUCCAGAAUGGGAGCUGAGCCUGGUGCUGCUCUGGACAGGACAGGGACAGCAUCUAUCCUACUGUGAGGAAACCCCCCUCCCCCCCCCGAAAGGGUGUCAGUGCCCCAUGGUGGGGCUGUCACCUGUGGGGCCCUGUAGGUCCAGGUGCAGGUGUGGGUGGGAACUGGUCCCUUUCCUACUGGGUUGCAGCACCAUGCCCAGAGGUCCCUGGGGAGGCCUUGUUGUGGGGGGGUGUGACUUGCUGGCAGUGGGUUGGCAUGGCAGUUUUGGGCUGGGGCUGGGCUUGGUGUGGGGAGGGGAGUGUGGGUGAUGUGGCUGGGGGAGGGUUGCAUGGCAUCUUGAGAUCCCUACCUGCCCCUGGGGGACUUCUAGGGCCUUUCAGUGCCACCUGUGACAGGGUGCUGGGGAGGUUCCCACAGCUUUGAGGGGCUGCCCUGGGGCACUCAUCCCAUUGAUGGGGGCUGGCUGCCCCUGUCCCGUGAGGCUCCCGGGGCUGGAGAGUGGAGCAGGGGCAGCACCCAGGCUGCACCCAGCCCUGCACUGUUGAUCCUAGCCCAUUUUGUUGCAUUUUCCUGGGGGGUCACUCACCCUUUGUCCCAAGUGAUGGUGGCAUAGGAGGGGGACCUGUCCUGCUGUGCAUCGUUCUGUUGUUGCUGUUUUUUCUCUCCCUGGCCUGAGGGGUACAUUGCCCCGAGCUGGCCACCCCGUGGAGGGGAGGGUGGGGGUCAAUAAAACAGAUGGCAGGGGAUACUCACUGUCCCUGCAUGGCCUGGCCUCUCUGUCGUCUUCUGUCCGUCGUCUGUGUGGCCAGGUGAGCAAAGGGGCAUCAUGGGGAGGGCCAGGCACCCCUUGUUCCCCUUAUGCCCCUUUGCUCCUGUCUGUCCCCAGCCAUCCUUAGGAUGUUCCUUUCUACCUCAACGGGUAAAACCCCUUUUCCCCAGGAAACCCCAAUUUUUGGGGCUGCUCUGCGGCCAGGGGAGCUGCAGCAGCAGGAAAACCCCGGCUGGAGCUAUGCAAAACUCUUCGUGAGAGGGGAGGAAGGGGAGUCCCCACCCCAUCCCCAGCUGCCGGCCUGAAGGCUCUAUAAGGUGACACAAUUGUUUCACAUCAUGAUUUUUUUUUUCUUUUUUAAUGCUGUGUUGCCUACACAGUUGCUGGCUGAAAUAAAACUGAUCCGUGCCUCUC